Ixodes scapularis (black-legged tick) is the source of this 695-nucleotide messenger RNA. RefSeq names its product N-alpha-acetyltransferase 20 (gene Naa20A). Bases 141 to 662 code for a protein of 173 amino acids. The transcript has 6 exons. The record is from RefSeq and is a predicted model, not a curated record. Gene Ontology annotation, molecular function: protein-N-terminal amino-acid acetyltransferase activity. Gene Ontology annotation, cellular component: NatB complex. NCBI's taxonomy places the organism in Eukaryota, Metazoa, Arthropoda, Arachnida, Ixodida, Ixodidae. Gene Ontology annotation, biological process: N-terminal peptidyl-methionine acetylation.
CAUUCACCCAUCCAUCCGGUUUGCGGCAUGGAAGUGAUGGAAGCGAUGGAAGCGUGAACAUCGUUGCGUUGCUCGGGGUUGGAGCAUUCGACUUAAAGUUUGUUUUUACAAAGUUCGGGGCAUCUACAAACGCGAAAGAAAUGACAACGAUACGCCAGUUCACGUGCGACGAUCUGUUCCUGUUUAAUAACGUCAACCUAGACCCCCUCACCGAAACAUACGGACUCUCCUUCUACCUCCAGUACCUCGCUCACUGGCCGGAGUACUUCCAGGUCGCCGAAUCUCCCAAUGGUGACAUCAUGGGUUACAUCAUGGGAAAGGCGGAAGGUCUCCAGGGCAACUGGCACGGUCACGUGACUGCCCUGACUGUGGCACCGGAGUACCGGAAACUGGGCGUCGCCGCCACACUCAUGUCCGGACUGGAGCACAUAUCCGAAAAGAAGCAGGCCUACUUUGUGGACCUGUUUGUACGGGUGUCCAACAAGGUGGCGGUGGACAUGUACAAGCGGCUGGGCUAUAGUGUCUACAGGAGGGUGCUCGAGUACUACUUCGGAGACCCCGACGAGGACGCCUUCGACAUGCGGAAAGCACUCUCGAGGGACGUCGAGAAGAAAUCCGUGAUACCCUUGGCCCACCCUGUACGUCCAGAAGACGUAGACUGACAUUGUAUAAUAAACGGCGGGCUUGCGAAACUG